AAGGAAUCUAGCGACCUGAAUGCCGAACGGCGGCAAUGAAUCGGAUGCGCUACCAGAGUCGGUACUUUACUUCAUGUGCACCGUGGUUGCUACAUGACGUCGCGCAUCGCCCAAACCAGCUCAACACGUUGGAUUCGACCAGCCGUGCCCAAAGGGUCGACUCUUUCUCCUUCGUUUUCUUUUGUACCUGAGAAACAGCGAUUUGGAAUUGCACUGCCGUUCUGAGCGAGACUACGGUCAGCACCCAGUCCCGGUUUUCUGAACCAGCGCAUCAUUGCAUCGACUAAAAAGCAACUCGAUGCGGCAUGCCUCCCCUACUAGGUUUCUCGGACAACCCUUUUGGGACCCAUACCGACUUCAAGACUGCCAGUCUCGCUCUGCUUCGUGCCCUGAAGCCCUACCAAUCCCGGGGUGGCGCACGCAUAAAGCUGCCUUUGGCGACAGGAACACACUUUGAUGAUGUCGCGGCACAACUUGAAGGCUUUGCACGUCCACUGUGGGCCGUUGGCACGCUCAUGCACUCGAAUAUUGUCACUACAGAGCAGUACAACGAUCUGAUUGAGCCAUAUGUCAGAGGCUUAGCGAAUGGUACCGAUCCAACUCAUCCUGAGUACUGGGGCCCGGUUGUAUUACGAGAUCAGAGGAUGGUUGAGAUGGAGAUCAUUUCUUUCGCACUCUUGUCUGCGCCAGAUACUAUGUUCCAUUCUCAGACCCAAGACGCGAAGAACAACAUUACAGAAUGGCUGAAGACGAUCAAUGGUAAAGACUUUCCAGUCACGAAUUGGCUCUGGUUCCGUGUUAUGACGAAUUUGGCGCUCAUCAAAACGUGCGGCAUUCCCCAGAACGAGGUACUCGAAGCUAUGAAGAGUGACCUAGAUCUCAUGGAGCAAUUCUAUCUUGACAAGGGAUGGGCCGCGGAUGGAAUUUGGAGUGACCAGGGCCGACAAGCAGAUUACUACUCCGGAAGCUUCGCGAUACAGUUCUCCCAGCUGAUCUACGUGAAGAUGGCGCGAGAUCUUGAUCCGGAGCGGUGUGAGAGGUUCCGGAAGAGGGCUGUAGAUUUCGCUUCUUCAUUCUGGCGAUACUUCGACACUAACGGCGCAGCAAUACCAUUUGGGCGCAGUCUCACGUAUCGCUUUGCAUUUGCAGGGUUUUGGUCCGCCGUCGCAUUUGCAGAAAUCGAACUUCCACACCAAUUAAAUGACCCAGGAAUCAUAAAGGGUAUUCUACUGCGUCAUUUUCGCUGGUGGAGUAACAAGCAUGAUAUUUUCAAUAGCGAUGGCAUCCUCACUAUUGGCUUCACAUAUCCGAACAUGUACAUGAGCGAGGACUACAACAGUCCUCAGUCGCCAUAUUGGGCUAUGAAGUCUUUUCUUGCUUUGGCACUGCCAGAGAUACAUCCGUUCUGGACAACGGAAGAGAAAACUCUUCCAAAAUCAUUGGACCAAAUAGUCUCAGUGCAGCCGCCCAUGCACAUAAUAUGCAACGAACCAAACCACCAUUUCCUUCUCUCCAUGGGACAGUUCUGUCCCUGGCCCCUUAAAGCUACGGAAGCCAAGUACGGUAAAUUCGCAUACUCUUCGCACUUCGGCUUCAGUGUCCCAACCGGACCGCUAAUCCAGCAAACGGCGCCAGACAACACGCUCGCUCUCAGCAAGGAUGGCGGCGAUACAUGGCGUGUUCCAUGGAAGGUUGCUGGAGAUUGUUUAAAACUUGGCAAUAUAGAGCUCUUCUAUAGCGACGAUAAUUCUGAGAUUCUGCCAACUCUGUCAAGUAAAUGGAAGCCCUGGGCCGAUGCCGAUAUCGAAGUAUUUACAUGUUUGGUUGCACCUUCUAAACGCUGGCCGGAUUGGUAUUUACGCUGGCACAGGAUUACAAACAAUGAACCAAACGACAUCAAAAUACAUGCUGUUCAAGGAGGCUUCGCAAUUCAUGGUCGGGGACACACAGCUGGUGAAGUCCUACCAGCCUAUUCAGAUAUGGACAGCUUAGUUAGUAGCGACGCCAGGCAACAUCGUGGCUUUUCCGAAGGCACACUCCAAACCGAAGACGGUAUUCUGAUAUGUUCCGAUGCCGGCGCAAGCGGCAUUCGCUCCAUUGCCAUGACUCCCGCUCUCCACAAUAACGACCAUCUGAAAGUAAACAUGCAACCUGAAUUGUUGAAGCCAGAUGCGAAUACGAAUCUAAUAUGGCAAAGAACACUUAUACCAACCAUCAAGCUAGAGACGCAUCCCUCGUCACGAACCACCAUGUUCGGAUCUGCUGUGUUUGCUCUGAGCAGGACGGAGGAUCGAAAAGAGCGAUAUGCCGGGUUAGACAUCGCGAAGUUGUGGAACAAUGUCCCUGCUGUUUGUCGAUCAAAAGAGGCAUGAACGAUGAGCUAGGAAAUAUCUAUAUCACAAUCCGCCAGGCGGUAAGUAGGUCUUUAUUUCGAGAUGAUCCUCAUUCAAUACAGGUCAGAAACCUAUCAGAUGAACUUAUGGAAACGAGACAGGGCUCUGAGUAUUGUACAAGCGGAGUCGUAUUGAAUUGUCUACUCGGACCAAACGCUGUUCAUAAGCCCUCUUGCUCCAUUCGCAUAACUCUCUAUAACAAAC
Molecule: messenger RNA, 2597 nt
Organism: Cucurbitaria berberidis CBS 394.84
Lineage: Eukaryota; Fungi; Ascomycota; Dothideomycetes; Pleosporales; Cucurbitariaceae
Exons: 2
Coding region: 306-2372 (688 amino acids)
Source: RefSeq, a predicted model, not a curated record